Messenger RNA from Drosophila eugracilis, 624 nucleotides. RefSeq lists its product as uncharacterized. Gene Ontology annotation, cellular component: DNA replication factor A complex; nucleus; site of double-strand break. Lineage: Eukaryota; Metazoa; Arthropoda; Insecta; Diptera; Drosophilidae. The record is from RefSeq and is a predicted model, not a curated record. The transcript has 2 exons. Gene Ontology annotation, biological process: mismatch repair; nucleotide-excision repair; DNA replication. Bases 101 to 439 code for a protein of 112 amino acids. Gene Ontology annotation, molecular function: single-stranded DNA binding; damaged DNA binding.
UUGAUAGUAUUAUUGGCGCUCUUUCUUGUUUACGGCAUUUCAUUUUUUGCUAAAAUUGGCAAACCUAACUUAGUAACCCGUAAUAAACAACAGAAAAGCUAUGGAUGCCUUUGAUCCUCGUUCAAUUAUUAACGGCGGCAUGCUGAAACAGUUUUCCGGACAAACCAUUAGCAUAAUGGUUUGCGUAGAUAGCGUGGCUGGAUCCACUUUGCUGGCUACUUCUACGGAUAACCAUAAGCUGAAGAUCAAUUUGCCGGGAGAAUUAAGUGCCACCGAUGGUGCUUGGGUGGAGGUCAUUGGAGUGCCCCAUGGUACAGACACCAUCAGGGCCAAGGAGGUCAUUGAAUUCGGCGGCGAGAAAAUCGACUUUGAUAAGGAUGGCUAUAAUGGGCUGAGCCACUUGAUCAACAAUGUGAAGGCUUUCUAUCGCAGCGGCUAAGAUUUAGUUUCAUACUUAGACAUAAGAACUAUUUGUAGAUUAUUCGAAACUCUCCUUAAUUUUGUUAUUAUACAUUUUAAAAUCAGGAUGCGUUAAAUUUUUAGCAUGCAUAUUGAAUCUACUGCAUGUGUGUCUUUUAUGUAUUUGUCUCAGGACAUGAAUAAAGAAAAACCGAUUAAAAAAGA